GUGCACGAAAUCAAGAAUCAAGCAAUAGGUGGACAAGGCGGUACAGUAAAGAAGGACGCAAAGAUCAAUGAAGCGCGUCAUGAAAGCCUCAAAGUUAGAGAUCAAACUGGACAGUACGCGUUGAAAGUUGAAGGAGUUGAUGAAAAAGUGCAGGUGUUAAAAAUGGAAGUUUUUGUCUUAUCCGAGUUAAUGGCAAGAGGAGGUCGACACUUCUGUCGUAUUGAGGAUAAAGGAAGAUUCGGAAACUUUAACUAUGUUGUUAUGACCCUGGUUGGCAAAUCGCUAUUGGAUUUACGGAAAUCAAGUCCCACACAACGUUUGACCUUAGCAUGCGCUUUGUCGGUCGGCAUUCAAUGUCUGGAAGCGCUCGAAGAUCUUCAUGGAAUUGGAUACUUGCAUCGUGAUGUGAAGCCCGGCAACUACACAAUUGGCAGACCGGAACUGAAUGAGCUUCGAAAAAUUUAUAUACUAGAUUUUGGCAUGUGCAGAAAGUUUACAAACGAUCAGGUUAAUACUACAUUGAAACAAGCUGAAAUUAUGGAGACGCAGUGAGA
Molecule: messenger RNA, 554 nt
Organism: Strongylus vulgaris
Lineage: Eukaryota; Metazoa; Nematoda; Chromadorea; Rhabditida; Strongylidae
Source: the annotation of a GenBank genome assembly